Messenger RNA from Lymnaea stagnalis (great pond snail), 228 nucleotides. The record is from the annotation of a GenBank genome assembly. NCBI's taxonomy places the organism in Eukaryota, Metazoa, Mollusca, Gastropoda, Lymnaeidae.
AUGAAACCUGGAAUUCGCGUUGUCCGUGGACCCGACUGGACGUACGAAGACCAGGAUGGAGGUGAAGGUCAUGUUGGUACCGUCGUCGAAAUCGGUGGGCAGAGCGGGUCUCAAACUCCGGAGAAGCACGUCACAGUUGUCUGGGACUCAGGAGCAAGGCAUCAGUACAGAGCAGGACAUGAGGAAGCCUACGACCUCCAUGUCUACGACAGUGCUCCUUGUGGUUAG